AUGGCGAGAAGGCCGUCGCCGCACAACAGCGGAAGCUCGUCGCCGGCGUCGUUCUACACGGCCAACGAUUCCGACGACGGCGGCGGGGGGGAGGAGGAGGAGGAGCACGACUCGACGACGGCGAGCAGCCCUGCGCAGGCGGCGCCGUGUCCAUACCGCGAGGCACGUCGCCUGCCGCGCGAGCUCAAGGGCCAUUGCCAGAUUUUCCUCGAGGAACAGCUUUACACAUGCGCCAUCAACCUUCUCAACAGCUCACUAGGCAGCGGCGCGUCGAGGCGAGACGCGUCGCAGCAGCAGUCGCGCAAGGCCGUGCCCGUCCCGCCCCCGAGCCACGUCGCGCUCCUCAACACGCUCCUCAUUCAUCCGAUGAACACGACGCGCGCCGAGAAGCCCGACCACCUCGACAUGCCCGCCCUCGCCCUCGACUACCUGCGCAACCUGCUCGCCGUCGUGGGACCCGUCAACGCGGGCUUCCGCACCGCAUUCCAGUUCCGGCCCCAGCCGCGAUGGGGCCGUCGGCCCGGCUACGCCGGCGACAACGCGAGCGACAGCGACAUGUCUGACGGCGAGGGCCGGGACCACGACCGUCUGCGCGGGCGCAUGGCCAACGAGGGGAGCGUCUGGUGCCGUGGCCAGGACUUUUGGUCCACUGUCGGCUGGGCGUUUAACACGGCGACGGUGCAUCCCCAUCGGUGGCGCUACUGGAGGGUCUGGCUCGAAUACAUGAUUGAUGUCCUCGAGGCGGACUGGACCGAGAGGGAGCGGCUCGACAGAGAGGCGCACUAUGACAAGAGUGAGCCUGACGACGACGACGAAGAGCCUCUUACAUCGCGACGGCAAUCCAUCAUCGCCAUGUACAUGGACCAGCAGGAAGGCAGGCAAGUGGGUUUCAAGCGGAUAGUCAAGGCCCUCCUAGCCGACGGCGGGAGCUUGUCGACAUCGUCAUUUUCCGAGGUGUUUGAAAAGGAGCACAGGGGGGCCAAGAAGACGUCGAGAAAACGAAAACGAGAGCAGGUCCUGGACCUGGAGAACGACAAGUUUGGCGACUACUUUGACGACGACUCCAUCUCCUCGGGCGUCUCAGAGCCGCCGACUCCGCAGAAGCCGCGGGAUGCCAGAAAGGAGGUGUCCUUUGGCUGCUCGCACCCCGGUCUUGCCGACUCCGUCGUCCUGCGGCUGCGUCUCUUCAAGAUGCUCUCGGCGGCGACUUACACGCUCCGCAAGGCCCAUGAGCUUAACCAGCUGUACACGGAAUUCGCGGCCGCGAUCCAGGUGCUCCCGCUGCAAAUGUUCGCCCUCUUCGUGACGCAGCGCGCCAACCCCUUGCUGGACGUCACGCACGUCACGCUGGCCAAGGAGCUUUUCCACAUGCUGCUCCCCUCGAGCUACAGGAACCCGCGCAGGGUGGACGCCGAGGCGGACGCGGCGGGCGCACUCACGACGCCCAUGCUGGAGCAGUGCUACAUCGGCCUGCCCGCCAACACGGUCGGCCUCGAGGACAACGCCAAGCUGUCGCUGCUGGUGGAGAACGCCAUCCAGCUGCUCUGGAGCUGCGACAGCCUCGAGUACACGCCGGGCCUCGCCGCGGCCGCCGAGAAGGGCAUCAAGGCGAGGGAGGCCAAGGCGAAGAAGAAGCGCACCGGCAGGAUGAAGACGGACACGGACGACACGCUCGCGCAGGAUAUCCUGACGAGUUCCGGGGAGCGGAUCCGCGUGUUGCUGCAAGUGUUGGAAGCGUCGGCUACGGCUUGA
Messenger RNA from Purpureocillium lilacinum, 1752 nucleotides. RefSeq lists its product as uncharacterized. The record is from RefSeq and is a predicted model, not a curated record. Lineage: Eukaryota; Fungi; Ascomycota; Sordariomycetes; Hypocreales; Ophiocordycipitaceae.